CAUGUCUGGGUGUUUGUGCGACGUGAGCACGUCUGCAGAUCUCAGUAAGUCAGCAAAUCUUCAGUUCAAUAAAGAGGAAAUCUCGUCUGUUUGCUGCUCUUCCGAUCCUGGGAGAUCUCCACCGCGUUUCGAGCCAUGGGAGCGGAUUUCGUCUGUGCAGUUGUGUUCACCGUUGCUUUGCUGCUGUCAGCCGUCGAAUGCGAUGUGAACUGCAACGGCCAUCCAGGAGAACGUGGACCGCCUGGACGAGACGGGCUGGCUGGGAUGAAAGGCCAGAAGGGAGAGCCAGCCGCCUGGGUGGAUGGCCCAGUGGACCCAAGCAUGCUGCUGAGGCUCAGAGGGGACAAAGGAAACUCGGGGCCACAAGGGCCGAUUGGUCCAAAGGGUUACCGUGGUGACGUGGGAGCAGCAGGAGUGGCCGGUCAGCCCGGUCCAGCCGGUCCAGUGGGGAUAAACCUGAACUCCGGACAAAGUUCGUCCAAUCAGAAUACUCACUCCGCUUUCUCUGUGAAGAGAAAUGUCAACCAAUAUCCACCUUUCAACCAGAAAAUAACUUAUCAGGAGGCCGUCGUCAACACAAACAACAAUUUCGUCAUAAACACCGGCAUCUUCACCUGCACAACACCUGGUUUUUAUUACUUCACCUUCCUCUCCGUUGCCAAGGUCAGCAUGUGCCUGGGUUUAGUCAAAGAAGGAGAAGCAGAGAAAAUAGUGUUUUGUGAUGAAAACACUAGGAACUCUGACCAGGUGCUGUCUGGUGGAGUCGUGUUGGAGCUGACGGCGGGACAGAAAGUCUGGCUGGAGUCGUACAAAGACCAGCAGCAGAGCCUGCAGAUAGCGAAAGACGCCGACGCAAGAGACGUCAGGGAUAAACUGAUCGUCUUCAACGGCUUCCUCAUCUUCUCAAAUUCGUGAUAGAAACAAGUCGAGUCCUCGCACUGCAACGUCUCUGAUUUCAGUGUCUGAGGUUCAGCAGCUGCAUCACGUAAAAUGUUUUCAUGUUUACUCAUUUCAGAGCUGAUUUUUAUUAAACUGUGACUCUGAACCUGAAGUUGAUCAUUUAAUGCAGUGAUGUCCAAACGUUUGAGAAUACAGUUGCAACUACGCCAAAUGUUUAGUAUUUUUUAUUAUAAUUUUUAUUUGCUAAAGAAACAAACUAAACACGCCAUAUUGUAAUGAAAUAAGUCAGAUCUCUGUAGUUCUUGCAGGUUUGCAACAUAAAAGAAAAAAAUAAAAUAAUAAUCCUGAA
Messenger RNA from Poecilia reticulata (guppy), 1249 nucleotides. Its product is annotated as complement C1q tumor necrosis factor-related protein 2-like. NCBI's taxonomy places the organism in Eukaryota, Metazoa, Chordata, Actinopteri, Cyprinodontiformes, Poeciliidae. The record is from RefSeq and is a predicted model, not a curated record. Gene Ontology annotation, molecular function: protein binding.